AUGCUUCCUCUCCCUCAGCCUCCUUGGAUGCGUAACUAUCGCAGGAAAGUGCCCAGUAUCAUCGCCAGUAUCCGAAAUCACCCUGAAGGAGUGGCACCAACUCUUGAGAGUAUCCCGCAAAUCGAUGAAUCCUUGAAGGCGACCGAGCCGUUUUCCCCCUUUUCCACUCUUAUUCGCGAUAUGCAAGAAACCGAGUUCAAGCGCUGGGAUUUCGUCAUAUUUCGCUCUGUUUAUACUGAAAAAUCUCAGACUCAGUGGGAGAGCUACAUCGAGUUCUUGAAGGCAACAGUUGAGGAUAAACUCAAGCAUUUGGAGCUUUGGACACUCCUCGAACUACACCUUGAAUGGAUCAUCAUGGAAGAUUGCGAAACUCUCAAUAAUGCGUCGAAGGACCAGGUACGUGAUCAGUUUUGUCAGUGGGCCUCUGAGCGAUCCGUUGAAAGAGAUGGUGCCGGAGCAGAGGAUCCAUUAGCGGUACUUCUUCCAAGAUACCGAUAUUGCAUCUAUGUUGACCAGAAAUGUCUCGACACCGUUGAUCAAUACGCCGCCUGGGUCGAGGUAGGCGCUGAAGGUCAUGAGAGGGUUGUCGCCUGUGUCGUGCUGGAUGGGAAAUGCGAGCCCGGAGGCCGAGGCAGAAAUGGAUAUCCCUCUAUCGAAGGAUGUACCAAGGAAUACACAGGCUGGAUUUACACGGGCGUAGAAGGAAUUGCCGGGCUCUACGACACACUCUUUCAUGAAGAGCUGGAAGAACAAGACUCCCCAAGACCGCCUGGGGUAAUGCUCAGCAGAGACUUAAUGCCCAUUGAUUAG
Fusarium verticillioides 7600 is the source of this 810-nucleotide messenger RNA. RefSeq lists its product as hypothetical. NCBI's taxonomy places the organism in Eukaryota, Fungi, Ascomycota, Sordariomycetes, Hypocreales, Nectriaceae. The coding region runs from base 1 to 810 and encodes 269 amino acids. The transcript has a single exon. The record is from RefSeq and is a predicted model, not a curated record.